AUGGAGUGCAAUUCUAAUGAGAAGCCCCUGCAUCGAAAUCAAAACCAAACCUCUUCCAAUUAUAAUCUAAUCAACAAUAACAGUAGUUUCGAGAAAGGUGAUAAACUAAGACGAAAUAAAGAUACAAGCCUGAUAAAAAAUAACAAUAACACUCAGAAACCUAAGGAAACUUUGAUGCCUUUCCAAAAAGGAAACAUCUUCAAGAAAAUUUUGGGGGCCGUUGAGAGCAACGAAGAAACGACGCACAAGAAUAAAUCUUCCAGAAAUGCUUAUGACCGACCGAACAAAAACGAAGGAUCCAGAACAGACUCCAGUAUCUCGGUCUCUGGCAAUACGUCGCAGUGCAGCUCAAAUGAAAAUGUUAUUCCUGUGGCUUGCCGUCUUGGCAAAACCAAAGCAAAAAGUGAAACGACAACCUCAAAUUUUGAGAACAAUCAAUGUUGCAAAGAUGCGAGUAACGAACGCAGCAUGAAUACAUGUGAUGAAAUGGGAGAUGAAAAGGAGGGAUCCCGCAGUAUUUCAAUUGUGAAACAUAGAGACGAGCUUAAAAGCUAUGAAGAGAAGGGGAAAAGCAGCGAACCAACAAGUCAGGAUGCGCAGAAAUUUGACGGAAAGAAGAAAAUGCACAACGUAGGGAACACUGAACAACAUCGAGCCAUGAACGCAGGAACAGACGUUGAGAAAACAAGUUCUUGUAAUCAAAAAACCUGCAAGUCAGAAAUGAACAAUUACUAUGCUGAUAAAAGCUUGGAAGGAAAUAAGGACCAGAAGGUAAUUAUUGACGUUGAAAGAGAAAAAUCGACAAGAAAUGAAACGAAAAACUUGGAUGCAGGCAAUACCUUGAAUGCGGACGUCUCAGACACUCGAGAUUUGCUGAGUAUUUCUUUAUGUGGAUCUAACCUGAUAAAGAGCGACGAGUUACAGAACAAUUACUUGACAAGUUACAUUGGUUUUCCUCCUCUGGAUUACCCGACCGCCCUGCUUCCCACCUCUGGGAAGUUAUUCGAUGAUUACUUCGGGCUGUCUUCGGAUAGUUCGCUGUCAAGAAGCGGUGAAAUAAUCAUGCCAUUCACCCCCCAAAAUUUGGAGGAAGAGCUCAUGUACCCUGACACAUACACUCAAGGGUCAAAAAUAAUCCAGAACUGGAACGCUCGCGAACAAGAUUUCUUCCUGGGCGCACCCAACCGGAAACCCAAAUCUAAUCAGCGUCCGUUGUCUGCGGAAGGUAACGAGCUGACAAGAAAUGAUCGUCGGCCAUGCGGUGAGGGAAAUCAGAGCGAGAUAUGGACGGCAACUGCUCCUCAAUUCCACAGUUAUAAUAGAAAUGAUGAUAUUGACGAAAAUAUCUCUGGGAACAAACUAAACGGAGAUGUUUGUCGUAUUUCUACGAAUAAAACUGAUGCAGUUCUCGCAAAACCCUCUUCAAGAGAUUUAAAACAUCUCCGUUCGAUGCCCGUUAACUAUACGGAGAAGAGAUACAGCUUGCCUUCCUUGACUGAGUUCGAUAAUUUUGACCGUGACGAAUACGUAACAUUCAAGCAGCGUCUAAUGGGAGCUAAGCAAGAAAUUCCUCGGUGCCUGCGACUCAAUCCAUUCGAACCUUGGGAUGAGAGCCUAUUUGACUCACAGCCGCCGGUAUUCAACGAGAAGUUAGAUGCUAACCGAGGUUUGACAAGCUCCAAUGAGCGUGAUUUUGAAGAUAACGUUUUGCGCUCUUCAACUCAAAAACAAGCCCAUGAUUCUCAAGGAACUAAUUCCGACAAAUUAUCAGACAUCGAGACAAAGUUUACCUCAUCAAAGAAGACACAGAAAAAGAAAAAAGAAAAAGAAAAUGAAAUUGGAAAACCAAGCGCCGAAUCGGAAACUAUCGAAGGAAACUCGUCAUUUAAUAACAUGGCUAAAAAAACCAUCACCAGCAAUGGAGUCACUCUGAGUAAAGUACGGUCACAUGGAGGCUUCGUUGCUACUGGGCUUACAGGAAUACCAAUAAACGGUUCAGAUGCAGAAGGUGAGGAUGCCCUGAAUUUGGAAGUGGGAGAGAGUAAUAAAGUUUUAGGAGGAAUCGAAAGUUGGCACGAGCCCAAGAAAGAUGCAAACACAGUCACGAAAAGACAUUCGUCUUCGGGGGGCAGUAUCACCCAGGCUGUCAGCGACCUCCAAACGAAAGGAGCCUUCGGAGAAAUAACGCAGGAAUUUAACACACAGACAAAUGGCUCAGAAUAUAAAGAGAUAAGGAUCGACAGCUCUUCUUCUAGGUCUUCUUUGAAUGAAGAGUGGUCUGACUCAGACCCAGUCAAGAACUGUGAUGACUUCCAUGCGCAUGCAAGUCACCCCAAUAAAAAAGUCGGCGUAAAAGCCGCAGACGCGCAAAAUAAGACAACAAAACAAAUUUUGCCAGGCCAAAAAGAUGACCAUUUUACGAAAGAUAAUGAAAACAAACGAAGUUCGGGUGAGAUCGGUACGAAAAUUGAUUACUGCGAAGCUCAGAUAGAGACAGAUCACGAAACUGAAUCGCGAACUGUCAGUAAGCGUUUUGAAUACAAAGGAGACACUCCGCGCCCUGACGCUUAUGCUGAUUCACCCCAAGAAGUUCCACAUUUUGCCGUCAUAGAAUCUUAUUGUUCGUCCCCAAAUAUAGGUUCCAAGGAUAUCGCGAAGGAAACAGUAAGAGAGUUUCCAAGUACAGUCGAAAAAAAAUUGUCGAACAACAACAAAAAUUAUGAACGAAAUCUCGAAAAUGAAUCUCCUGGUUUAAUUAUUCUUGAAAAUCCAGCGUCAAUGGAAAACUUUUCGCCUAUACAGAGAAGAGCUUUUUCUCAGGAAAUCAUUAAAGGCCUCAGGGAAGGACAGUUGACUAGAAAUCUCUUGGAAAGAAAGUGUUUUUUGGGAGCCAGUGAGGAAUUGCUGCGAGAGAAAACUAUGUAUUUGAAAAAGAAAGCCGAGAAAAGACAAGAACGGAAUAAAAACGAUCCCAACGAUGCUAGUUCAGAUGAUGAUUCGUACCGCCAAUCGGAAUUUCAAGACAUUUCUUCAAAGGGGCUACCGAGCAACACGUCACACUACGAUGACACGAAAUCAACGGGCAAUGAACCAAAGCUUGAAAUUUCUGACGUAAUUAUUGACAAUAAUUUCGAAACCACAGACGAAUAUUCCCGAGAAAAAAAUAUUAAUUAUUUACAAAGACAGAAUCGCGAAGUAACAUCGUUGUCCGGCACCAGGUUCUCCCAAGCAUCUUGCAACAACGAAAUUAACGACUUUCCAGACCUCCGUAGCGGACUAGAUGUUAGGGUUGCAUCUGCACUAGAAGCAGACAAAUUGUUCAUUGACACAGAGGGAGCUAAAAAGCACGACGUUACGCGGGACAAUUUUCAUGAGCAAGCCGAGAAUAAAGGUUCCCUAACUGGAAAGAAAAUGAGUGUGCCUGAACUGACCGUUGAUUAUUGUAGGAGAGGUCGAAGAGAGAGCAGCGCAACGGCAAAAAAAUAUAAUCCUCACCAUCACUGUCCAUCAAUAGAAUUAAAUCGCUCAUCAAAAGCGAGUGAUAGAAAAAGCUCGAAAGCCAAUAAUUCAAUACAAAAAACAACAACGGCUAAACUUGAGCCAGGUACUUCUCGUAGUAACGCUGCACUUAUAACUUCUCCAAGGCAUAUGAGAAUGAACGAUCAGCCUGUCGAGAAAUUUGAAAGCUACGCGACGAAUGACAAAAACACGAACUUGACUAGAAACAAAGAUUUGAAUUGCAGAAGACCAAGUGAAGCACAUCUUAACGCUAACUUUCCAGACUCGAGAAGUCGCAGUAAAAGUCCGAUGAUGAUGAACAGCAUUCCAAGGAAUCAUGAGAGGCGUUUCUCUGAAGGGAGCGCAACAAGAAACCCCAACAAGAGCCCUGUGUUCCCAAUCCCCAAGCCCUCGGAUUCCAGAAGAUACUCGUCAUUUGGCUUGGAUGCUCAUAAGAAUCAAAUCCAGCAUUCAAGAAGGCUCUCUAGGGAGCGUUCAUCAGGACGUAUUUACCCUCAACAAAACACAUUUGCGUCGGAGCUUCAAGAGUCCCAACAGGGGAGCAAAUUGUGUACGUCAGAGCAGUACACUCUUGCAGCCCCGCAUCCUUCAGGGGCGAGGAAAAAGACAGCUGAUGCCUUGCGAAGUGCCGAUUCAAAAUCGUCCUUGAAUCGCUGUCAUCGUCACAGUUAUUCAUCAUCAUCGUCUGAAUCGACGAGCGACUCCGAUUCUUCGUCAGAUGACGAUUCUUCUACAGAUUCGUCGUCAGAUUCGUCCUCAGCCUUGGAAGAUUUAGCACAUCUUUCUUUGUAUUCGUAAUUUAAUAAGUUGCAGUAUUAGAAAUAGUAAGAAUAUUAUCAAACGAUUUGAACUCUUAAAAUAAGGAUUUAAUUUCCAUUCUGAUGUAAAUAACAUUAUAAAACGACUUAUCCUUGACAUGAAACGAGAAGCAAUAAAAACAAAUAAAAUAGAGAGGAAAACGAAGAAAGGUUUAUGAAGCGUCCUUGCAAUGCAGAGGAAAAGUUGAAAAAUUGACGAUGAACUUGACUUAUUCAGAUUUAACUGAUGUUUAAUUUUUUGUUCUAAGUAGUGAUUGUUUACGUAUAACAGUAGAAGUAAAAAUAUGGAAUUGACAGAAUGACUUAUUUGAAUGUAUUUUUAAAUAGACAGUAAAAAUUUAUACCUUCAUUUUAAAUUAAAAUAGAAGUUUACACGAUAACAAGGCACUUCAAGGUGAAUGAUAAAUCUACAAUUGCGUUUUUAUUCCAGGCAGCAGAUUUGAAGCUUUUAUUAUAAAUUGCAAUUCUGGAUUUAUAUUACUAAACAAAGUGGCCAUAUAAUUAAUAUAUAAGCGUGGCCCUGGCAUUCCCCUCCUACCUUUCUUACUUAGUUUACUUUAGUCCUUGUAAGUUUGCAUUGAAGAUAAAUAUAUGGAAUAAAAGUGUUUAGUAAAAUUUAU
Messenger RNA from Hyalella azteca, 4957 nucleotides. Its product is annotated as serine-rich adhesin for platelets. The record is from RefSeq and is a predicted model, not a curated record. The transcript is spliced from 5 exons. The coding region runs from base 1 to 4317 and encodes 1438 amino acids. Lineage: Eukaryota; Metazoa; Arthropoda; Malacostraca; Amphipoda; Hyalellidae.